Messenger RNA from Plectropomus leopardus (leopard coralgrouper), 770 nucleotides. RefSeq names its product cocaine- and amphetamine-regulated transcript protein-like. Gene Ontology annotation, biological process: cellular response to starvation; positive regulation of MAPK cascade; adult feeding behavior. The record is from RefSeq and is a predicted model, not a curated record. Gene Ontology annotation, molecular function: neuropeptide hormone activity. Lineage: Eukaryota; Metazoa; Chordata; Actinopteri; Perciformes; Serranidae.
AGCGGCUAUUUGAGACGGGGGAAGGGCCACAUGCUGUCGGGCAUCAGGACCAUGCAGACCAGCUCCAGGCUGCUCAGCGGGGCGCUCCUCUGCGCGCUGCUGCUGCUCUCCAGAGCCGCCGCAGCCGACGUGUGGGACACCGAGUCUGAGGAGGUGCUGAGCCCUAGAGCGCUGCGGGACUUCUAUCCAAAAGGUCCGAACCUGACCAGUGAGAAGCAGCUGCUCGGAGCUCUCCAAGAAGUUCUGGAAAAGCUGCAAGCUAAACGUCUGCCUCUGUGGGAAAAGAAAUUUGGCCAAGUCCCAACGUGUGAUGUCGGAGAGCAGUGCGCAGUCAGGAAAGGCGCUCGGAUCGGUAAGAUGUGCGACUGUCCCCGAGGAGCUUUCUGCAAUUUCUUCCUGCUGAAGUGCUUAUGAGCAUCACUGGAUCUGAUUGUGAUGUGAAGAAAAGAUUAAAAAAACUGCCACUCGAUUCCUAUGUAAUUAUUGUCAGAUUUUUUUAUGAUACAGCUGAGGAGCAGGUGGGGCGAUAGCCCAAUUUUAUUAAGUAUAGGCCUAUUAUAUCACAGAAAAGCUAUAUAGAUAAUAUGAUGAUGGAAAGGAGAUGAGAAUAUUAUAAAGAACCAUAAAGUUCCUGUAAAUAUUCAGAACCACUUGUUAUCUGUUGGAAAAUUCCAGGAUCAUUGUUGUUAUGUAGUAGGAGCUGAGAAAUCACCCAUGAUGCACAAUAAACUCACCUGAGGACCACACACACACACACACACACACACACA